Molecule: messenger RNA, 948 nt
Organism: Gryllus bimaculatus (two-spotted cricket)
Lineage: Eukaryota; Metazoa; Arthropoda; Insecta; Orthoptera; Gryllidae
Source: the annotation of a GenBank genome assembly
AUGGUUUCAGUUCUAAAUACUGUGGACACAGGCCACGAAGACAUCAUCCACGAUGCCGAAAUGGAUUAUUACGGCCUUCGCCUUGCAACAUGUUCAUCAGAUCAUUCAGUUAAAAUAUUCGAUAUUAGAAACGGAACCCAAAGUUUGAAAGCUGAUUUGAAGGGACACUACGGACCUGUUUGGCAAGUAGCUUGGGCACAUCCAAAGUAUGGAAAUCUUCUGGCGUCUUGUUCGUACGAUAGGAAAGUUAUUAUCUGGAAAGAAGCAGGCGAGUGGCAGAAAUUCUAUGAGUAUAACAGCCACGAUUCAUCCGUAAAUUCUGUGGCGUGGGCACCUCACGAAUUCGGCUUAAUCUUAGCAUGUGGUAGUUCAGACGGAUCUGUGUCAAUUUUGAUUAGCAACCCAGAUGGAAGUUGGGAAGUCAAGAAAAUCACGAAUGCUCAUACAAUUGGAUGCAAUGCGGUGAGUUGGUGUCCUGCAACUUCAAUUAAUCCUGCACUUGAUCCUACAUCAUCUGCUCGCCCUAGCCUUCCUCCUAAAAGGAUUGUGACCGGCGGUUGUGACAAUUUAGUUAAAAUCUGGAAAGAAGAAGGUGAUCGAUGGGUUGAAGAAACUAAACUUGAAGUUCAUUCAGACUGGGUUAGAGAUGUUGCUUGGGCACCUUCUAUUGGAUUACCUCGCAGUACUAUUGCAAGUUGCUCUCAAGAUAGACGUGUAAUAAUCUGGACAAGUGACGAUAACGUGCAAUGGAAUUCGACAGUGCUGAAUACUUUUGAUGACGUUGUAUGGAAUGUAAGCUGGUCUCUCAAUGGUAAUAUUUUAGCUGUAUCUGGUGGGGAUAAUAAAGUUAGUUUAUGGAGAGAAAAUAAUGAAGGUCAGUGGAUAUGCAUUAGCGAAGUUUCUAAAGGGCAAGGUCAAAUGGCAGGUAAUGAACAAAGAGCUCUGUAA